This is a messenger RNA of Homarus americanus (American lobster), 2308 nucleotides long. RefSeq names its product phosphatidylinositol phosphatase PTPRQ-like. The record is from RefSeq and is a predicted model, not a curated record. The coding region runs from base 533 to 1858 and encodes 441 amino acids. Lineage: Eukaryota; Metazoa; Arthropoda; Malacostraca; Decapoda; Nephropidae. Gene Ontology annotation, molecular function: protein binding. The transcript has 12 exons.
CGAAGUCAUCACCAUCACAACACCAGAAGUCACCACCACCACAACACCCGAAGUCACCACAACACGUGAGGUCACCAUACCGACAAGAGCCCCCACCACCACUACAGACUACACCCCCUCCUCUGUACCACCGGGGUGGGUGGUGGAGUUUGAAGCAGAGACUGUGGGAGAGACGUGGGUAGGCUUGAGGUGGUCCGUCAGUGAAUCACGGGGAGACUUUCACAAGUUCUCCAUCCUUAUCAAUGAUGAUUUAGCAGAAGAUUCAAGGUGUAAUCAGCUGGUGUGCAGGCUGAACAUAACCUACCUGGACUCGUGCACACACCAGACAUUUACCUUGACACCAUAUUUCCUUACUGAUGAAGGCAAAGACAUACAAGGUUCCACACUGUUCACUGAUGCCACCACCCUCGGCACUGUUCCAGGAGCACCUAGAAACCCUUCCUCAGACUACACCACUGACACCAGCACCACCAUCUCCUGGGUUCAACCUGCCAAUGCUGCCUGCUUAGAUCAUUAUGAGGUGUGUUUCACUAUGUUUGGCUCAACUGUGGCAGAGUGUGUGACUGCCACCACCAACAGUUACACCAUGCAGGAUCUGGAGGCAUGCACAGUCUACCAUGUCACCAUCACCUCCAUCUCACUGUGGGGAGGAAGGAGUGACCAACUGAAAUUUGACACAAACACCAAUGAUGCAGCACCUGGAGCUCCAGAAAAUGUUCACGUGAUCAACCAGACAAACACCUGGGUGGAACUGUCGUGGAAUAAUCCUAAGGACCGAGCCAACUGUGUUAGCAAAUGGAGGAUCACAUACACUAAGACAGACAACAAGCUCCAGAUGCUCAUGACCCACACACCAGAUCUCCUAGGCGACAAUUUUGCCACCAUAUAUGAUCUGGUGGGCUGUACCAACUACACCUUCCAAGUGUCAGCAGUGUCAGCCAAGGAUGUCCAGGGCAGCACCAGGACGACUUACGCCUCUACAGAAGACGCUGACCCAACACCAGUGGUGUCAUUAACAGCUACUGCUGUUGACACCAACACUGUGUCAGCCCAGUGGACACCUUCAGUCAUGGAGGAGUGUGUAGAUCACUACCACGUGUGUAUAACCGAUGUUGAUGACCUCUCCAAGAACUGCUAUGACACCACCGACCAUAUGAAGAGUUUCAAGAACCUUGCAGCUUGUGGGCAGUAUGAGAUAACAGUGAAGUCUGUGUCUCCCUCAGGAAGGUUGGGCGGCUUCAUUUAUGACAUGGCAAAAACAGAAGACCUCCCCACCAGUCCACCUACUGAUCUGGAAGUGUCAAAUGUUAGGCCACAUUCUGCCGUGGCCUCCUUCAGCCCACCCCUGGAGAAUCCACACUGUGUCCACGAGUACAAAGCUAAUAUUAUACAACUUGAAGAUGUGUCCAAUUUAAAGCAUGCAGAGUUAGCGACUAGUCAGUCGCUGGUGCAGACCCUGGCAGGCCUUGAUGCCUGCACUAACUAUGGGCUGUGGAUAAGUGCUGUUACACUCUCUGGCUACACAAGUAAACAAGUCAACCAGAAUUUUACCACUGGUGAGGAGAAGCCCUCGGCCCCUCGGGCACUGAGCUACACUGAAAUAGCACAGGAUUACAUAUCGCUACAAUGGUUUAUGCCACAGGACAAUGCACUUUGUGCUGAGGAAUACAGACUAAAUUGGACCAGUAGUACUGACAGUGGUCACCAAGAUUUCACCUUACCUAACCACCCAGUGGAGGUCUCGGUCAAGGUGAUCAACCUGUCAAGCUGUACGUCCUACACCUUCACAGUGUUAGCAGUAACUCCUCUGGGAGUUGAGGGGCAAACUGCUUCUCUCACAGUUUCUACUGCCUGCUAGGGAAUUCUCUCCUGACAAUCAUGACCUACACCCCUAUUGGAGAACCUGUGAACUUCUUAUGUCAGUGCUACACUAGUGCUGGAAACUUUAUACAGUAUUGUACUGUUUUACAGCAGUGAUGAAAAGCCCAUCAUGUCUUACACAAGUUUUGACCACCUUGCAAGUUCUCGCUCCAGGGAUGGAACACUUUGGCCUCUAAUUCUUCACAAGGGCUUAGAACACAAGAGAAUACUACAUAAAUUUGACUUAGAUCAUUACAUUUAUUAGGUUUUAUUUUAAAUAAAGGGCUAAUGUGGAAAACAACUGGCUGAUGUAUGAUUGGACUAUUGCACAUGCUGUCUAAGUGACUCGAGUAGAGUUUCAAGGUAAUGGGAAGUAAAAUGCUGAGGAAAAAGUCUGGCACACAAUUUCCAAACUAUUUGGCUAAAUGUAAUAAAGAUUUUUAUAAAU